AGGAGGAGUACUUAUUUGUCCCCUGGAAAACAAAUUCCUAGGGAGGAAAAGUCGGAGGUGGGAAAUAUGGUGUUCUCAUCGAACCCCUUAUCUCUGAGCGUCCCCGAGCCCGCAUUCGAGUCUUGGCUCCGCGACAGUGGUUACCUCGAAAUCCUUGACGAACGGACCUCCGACCUCCACCGCCUCACCUCCGCCACCACCGCCGCCGCCGCCUCCGACCACCGUAACUCCACCACAGCCUCCACUAACUCCGCCACUCCCAUCGCGAAUGGGUUCUUCCGCUCAGUCUUCUCCUAUCUCGCGACCAUACUUUCUCUCUUCACCCUCAAUCCCUUCGCCAAGCUCACAGCCGACGACUUCUCCGGGGAGACUCCGUCGUGGACCCUUGGAUUCAUCGGCUUCUGCGACUCCUAUUCGUUUCCUUCUUCCCCAUCGCAGGCUCGAUUGAGGGUUCACGAGAACGUCAAGCGCUACGCUCGCAAUUACGCCUCUCUGUUUAUCCUAUUCUUCGCCUGCUCUCUGUAUCAAAUGCCUCUUGCUCUUGUUGGUUUGAUAUCAAGUUUAGCUCUCUGGGAUCUGUUCAGGUUUUGUGCUGAACGGUGGGGUUUAGAUCAAUACCCUGUCACUCAACAGAGCUUGGUUCGCAUUGCCCAAUGUGCAACUGCCAUUAUUCUGUUCUGUUUCAAUGUUCAGAUGGCACUAUUCUGUGCUCUUGGUGUCAGUUAUGCAGGUAUGCUUUUGCAUGCCUCAUUCCGGAAGCUGACACCAGCAAAGCAACCUACUCGGGGGAGAGGGAAAUAGAAGCAUUUCAACAGCAAAGAGAUACGGUACGGUUAACGUUAUUUUUGAAGGCUUGCCUUGUACAUAUUGCUGAGAGGAAUCAAGUUGGCAUUAAAGAUCGAGGUUAGGGGGUGGUGUUGGGGGGCGAUUGGGUGGGGGCCUUCAUCCUACUACUAAACAAGAAGGAAGAAAAGGACGAUAAUAGUCGAUGAAUUUUUGAAAGCUUUCGUGUAGUUUGUGAGCAAAGACUUGAGGCUUCCCAAUCAGGAUUAGCUUGGUGAUUUUGAUUAUUAUAAUCUGUUAAUUGUGUAAUUUAACCAUCUAUUUGAGUGUGUAACUGGCUCUAUUCAUUAAUGAAAAGAAGGCUUCAUGUUUUCUUA
Messenger RNA from Cornus florida, 1160 nucleotides. RefSeq names its product PRA1 family protein H. The record is from RefSeq and is a predicted model, not a curated record. The transcript has 4 exons. NCBI's taxonomy places the organism in Eukaryota, Viridiplantae, Streptophyta, Magnoliopsida, Cornales, Cornaceae. The coding region runs from base 67 to 801 and encodes 244 amino acids. Gene Ontology annotation, biological process: vesicle-mediated transport. Gene Ontology annotation, cellular component: Golgi apparatus; endoplasmic reticulum.